This is a messenger RNA of Mytilus californianus (California mussel), 529 nucleotides long. RefSeq lists its product as uncharacterized. Lineage: Eukaryota; Metazoa; Mollusca; Bivalvia; Mytilida; Mytilidae. The transcript is spliced from 2 exons. Gene Ontology annotation, cellular component: nucleosome. The record is from RefSeq and is a predicted model, not a curated record. Gene Ontology annotation, molecular function: DNA binding; protein heterodimerization activity; structural constituent of chromatin. The coding region runs from base 1 to 426 and encodes 141 amino acids.
AUGGCAAGAACCAAACAAGCGAUAAAACUUGCCACGUCAAAAUUCAAUUACCUUCGGCAAUUUCUGUCAGUCAAAAGACAACAAUUUAAAAAUGAAUUAAGAACAGGUGGCAUUAAAAAAGUAAAAAGAUUUAGGCCAGGAAAUAGUGUUCUUUCGGAAAUAAGAAAAUUUCAGAGAACCACUGAACUUCUGAUUCCAAAAGUGGCAUUCCAACGACUUGUAAAAGAAAUUUCUCAUGGCCUUAAUGCAGAAAUAAGAUUUCAAUCGGCUGCAUUGAUGGCGUUACAUGAAGCAGCAGAAACAUAUAUGACUUCAUUGUUUAAAGAUGCAAACCUUUGUACAGUUCAUGCAAAAAGAGCAACUAUAAUGUCAAAGGAUAUUCAGUUAGCGUUACGGAUAAGAGGUGAAAGACACUAUGUGCAUUAAUAAAGAAUAUGUGACAAAAAGACUGCAAGCUGUGAUAUAUAUAACAAGCGUUUAGUAUACUUUUAUCAGUAUGACAUUAAUUAUGUAUUAAUCUAUACUUUUA